Molecule: messenger RNA, 207 nt
Organism: Mesorhabditis belari
Lineage: Eukaryota; Metazoa; Nematoda; Chromadorea; Rhabditida; Rhabditidae
Source: the annotation of a GenBank genome assembly
AUGGCGUGCGAUCUUCGACAUUUCCGCGAAACGCAAGAUCAAGUCGAUCUCGACGUUGAAUUCUUGCAAAGAGAGCACGAGAAAAAGGAGAACGCGACGAGGGAUUUCCGCGAAACUGACAGAAAGUCGUUACUUUCAACGCCCUUGGAAAUCGACACCACGUCACGACGGGAUCCAAUCGUUAGCAGAGCGUGCAGCGACUUAUGG